Molecule: messenger RNA, 2131 nt
Organism: Acomys russatus (golden spiny mouse)
Lineage: Eukaryota; Metazoa; Chordata; Mammalia; Rodentia; Muridae
Product: zinc finger protein 11
Exons: 1
Coding region: 1-2004 (667 amino acids)
Biological process (GO): negative regulation of transcription by RNA polymerase II
Molecular function (GO): DNA-binding transcription repressor activity, RNA polymerase II-specific
Source: RefSeq, a predicted model, not a curated record
AUGGUUGAAAUUGUGUGCCCUCUUUUCUCCCCAGAGAACCUUUGCGACUGCAACAACUCUAUCAAAGACUGUGAUCAACAGGCAGCACUUAGCAUCCCCCAGUGUGCGCAGAGCGAAGAGAAGCCAUGCAAACAUGAGGAACAGGGCGGAGCUUUUACUGACAACUCAGCUUCUGAUCAGCAUCUCAGGGCGCACGAAGGAGAUAGGCCCUACACAUGUGAAGACUGUGGGAAAGCCUUCAAGUACCGCUCCAUCCUCUACCAACACCACAUAAUCCACACUGCGGCAAGACCUUAUACAUGUGAAGAGUGCGGCAAAGCCUUCAAGAGAAGCAGAAACCUUACCCAACACCAGAUAACUCAUAAGAGCGAGAAACCACACAAGUGUAAAGAGUGUGGCCGAGCCUUUAAUACACUUUCUGUCCUUACCCAACACCAAAUAAUUCACACUGGAGAGAAACCCUACACAUGUAAAGAGUGUGGCAGAACCUUUAAAUAUAACUCAACCCUUACUCAACACGAAGUCAUUCACACUGAAGUGAAACCCUACAAAUGUCAAGAAUGUGGGAAAGCCUUCAAGAGAAGCCACACGCUUAGUCAACAUCAGAUAAUCCAUAAAGGCGAGAAGCCAUACACGUGUAAGGAAUGUGGCAAGGCCUUCAGUAAACACUCAUCUCUUACACAACACCAGGUCAUCCACACUGGAGAGAAACCCUACAAGUGUAAAGAGUGUGGGAAAGCCUUCAGGUAUCAGUCAACCCUUACCCGACACCAGAUUGUUCACACCGGAGCGAAGCCCUACAAGUGUCAGGAGUGUGGCAAAGCCUUCAAUAACAGCUCAACUCUUAGUCGGCAUCAGAUAAUCCACACAGGAGAGAAACCCUACAAGUGUCAGGAGUGUGGCAAGGCCUUCUACUGUUCCUCGUUCUUGAUCCAGCAUAUGAAAGUUCAUUUCGAGGAGACGCCCUAUCGAUGCAAAGACUGCGGUAAGCCCUUCAGGCUUUCCUCACAGCUUAUCCGACACCAGCGAAUCCACACUGGGGAGGAACCUUACAUAUGUAAAGAGUGUGGCAAGACCUUCAAGUACCACUCAAACCUUACUCGACACCAAAUACUUCACACCGGAGCGAAGCCCUACAAAUGUGAAGAAUGUGGCAAAGCCUUCAAUAACAGCUCAACCCUUACGCGACACCAGAUAAUCCACACAGGAGAGAAAUCCUACAAGUGUCAGGAGUGUGGCAAGGCCUUCUACUGUUCCUCGUAUCUGAUCCAGCAUAUGAAAGUUCAUUUUGAGGAGAUCCCCUAUAGGUGUAAAGACUGUGGUAAGCCCUUUAAGUGCUCUUCACAGCUUAUUCGACACCAGAGAAUCCAUAGUGGAGAGAAACCCUACAUCUGUAAGGACUGUGGCAAGGCCUUCAACUGCACGUCCUACCUUACUAAGCAUCAGAGAACCCAUACUGGAGAGAAGCCCUAUGUGUGUAAAGAGUGUGGCAAGGCGUUUAACUGUUCUUCCUAUCUUUCUAAACAUCAGAGAAUUCACAUCGGAGACAGACUCUACAAGUGUAAGGAGUGUGGUAAAUCUUACUACUUUUCCUCACAGCUUAAUCGGCAUCAGAGAAUUCAUACUGGAGAGAAACCCUACAUAUGUAAAGACUGUGGCAAGGCCUUCAACUGUUCGUCAUACCUUAAUAAGCAUCAGAGAACCCAUAUUGUAGAAAAACCCUACGUGUGUAAAGAGUGUGGCAAAGCAUUUAGCUGCUCUUCAUACCUUGCCAAACACCAGCGAAUCCAUACUGGAGAUAGGCUUCACAAGUGUGACGAGUGUGGCAAAGCGUAUUACUUUUCCUCACAGCUUAAUCGGCAUCAGAGAAUCCAUACCAGGGAGAAACCCUAUAGAUGCAAAGACUGUGGCGAGGCCUUUAUUACUUCUUCCAGCCUUAAGCGGCACCAGGAAACUCAUACUCUGGUGGAACCCAGCAGUGUAUUGAAUUUGACAGAACCUUAAUAGUAAGAUAGUUGUCGCUGGAUAUUUCAUAGAGGAGAAAAACCUAUUUGUGCAGUUAAUGUCUUUAACAGCUGUGGAAUCUUCAGUUUGCACAAGAAGGUCAUACAUGAGGGAGACACUACAAGUC